This is a messenger RNA of Puccinia triticina, 1173 nucleotides long. RefSeq lists its product as uncharacterized. The record is from RefSeq and is a predicted model, not a curated record. The transcript has a single exon. Lineage: Eukaryota; Fungi; Basidiomycota; Pucciniomycetes; Pucciniales; Pucciniaceae. The coding region runs from base 1 to 1173 and encodes 390 amino acids.
AUGGCUUUUACCCAUUUGAUUUGGUCUUUAGAUAAUCCUCAAACAGUUUAUGAUGAGCACAGAGACCCGGGAUCGACCGACAUGGUCGAGAUACACUCGAGUCUCUUACCUUUGCUGCAGAAGCAGAUCGAUGAGCUGGUAUCAUCGUUCGAGAUGAUCGAUUUUGAAAAUGGAACGGUUCCGGAACUCUCGCUGUUUCCGAAGGUUGCAGUAUUCCAGCACACUUGGGAACGGACCAUCGCUGCUGUUGUCUCCAUCGUUCUACGUCCUGAUCAACCUGACUUCACCCAGGACCACGAUUGCAAAGACUUCAAGCAAUUCAGGUGUUCUCGAUUAAUGGACGACAUCGACGAUCUACGGUUUUCGCACUUUGGCUUCCUCAAGUGCUGUAGGGAGCUGGUUCAAGGCAGCGCAGCCCACCCGCAACCGAUUCCAGAGAGGACACCCGAACUUGACGACGAGGACAUCGAAAGCUCUCAAGAGGACGAAGACUGGCAGGCCGAGAAGAAGAGAGAAAUGGUGCUAAGCGCGGAUCGAUGCACGGUUGCGAUCGAUAGCAUCGUUCAAAGACUCAAGCGAUCCGACCUCGGGCUUCUCCAAGAAAAAUGGCAAGGCUGGAUCGGGUCACCAAGCGAGAUAUGCUCAAUAAGCCACAUGAUCUCUCUCUUCUCUUUAUACUAUACCGAGCCAACACCGCAGGACCCGAGGAAUCCGGAGUUGACUCCACUGAUGAGAUCGGCGAGAGCCCUUUUUAUCGUCUACCGAGUGUUCUGGAAGAAGCUAUCGGACAGCUCAACGAAGAAGCUACCCUUCGCUCUUAAGACCGUGAGCAGCGACGACAUGGAGCUGAUACUCUGGAAGACGAAACCUCCCCUCGAUCUUCACGAGGACUUUCUGGACUUGAUCUCCGACGUCUAUUACCAAGAUGCGAUCGAAGAAUUCCAGAAAAGCCUCUUCCGACAAAUCGCUGCGAUCCUUCGCACAGAGUUUCAAGACGCAUUGGAUUGUCUGAAGGCCUAUCUCAUCCCGUUGCCUUCCGAUCAACCCGGCCACUCGGAUCCUUCGUUCGACGUCGAAGCUUAUUUCCUCGAUGUGAAAAAUCAGUUGCAUGCCACCCUGGAUAAUUUUGUCAAGAUUUCCAAUGCGCUUCGACCACCGGAUCCCUCUGAAUGA